Messenger RNA from Anthonomus grandis grandis, 540 nucleotides. RefSeq lists its product as uncharacterized. Lineage: Eukaryota; Metazoa; Arthropoda; Insecta; Coleoptera; Curculionidae. Bases 23 to 319 code for a protein of 98 amino acids. Gene Ontology annotation, molecular function: serine-type endopeptidase inhibitor activity. The record is from RefSeq and is a predicted model, not a curated record. The transcript is spliced from 3 exons.
UCAUUUUUUUUUUCAAUUUUAGAUGGGUCUAAAACGUGCUUUUACCGAACAGGCCGACUUCGGUGACAUGAUUAAAAACGAAGCGCUUCAAAUCAGUAAAGUGGUGCAGAAAGCGUUUAUUGAAGUAAACGAGGAGGGAAGCGAGGCCGCGGCCGCCACUGGCAUAAGAAUAAUGAAAAGAUCGAUCAGUUUCAGUCAAGUAUUCACCGUUGAUCAUCCAUUCCUGAUGGUGUUAAAACGUCACGCGAAUAUCUUGUUUUUUGGACGAGUUGGCUCCGUGAGAGGAGACAUCGACUCUCACAGACACGAAGAACUUUAAUUUAUUUUUUUUAAUUGUUUUUUUGAUCGCAUGUUAUUCUUUUGCCCACUAUGGCUGUGUGUGUGUGUUUGUCAGCCGUCAUGAUGAUGCGUUGUUCCGCAUUUAGGCCAAAACCUUUACCAGUAGAAUUCAAGGCGGAUCAUACAUUUAUUUUCAUGUUGUUGGGAAGAAUGGACGGACAUCGACACGUUUUAUUUAACGGAAGGCUAGCGAACAUAUAA